This is a messenger RNA of Sclerotinia borealis F-4128, 456 nucleotides long. NCBI's taxonomy places the organism in Eukaryota, Fungi, Ascomycota, Leotiomycetes, Helotiales, Sclerotiniaceae. The record is from the annotation of a GenBank genome assembly.
AUGAGUCGUCACAACAUGCGUAACAAAUCAUGCAGUCAAAUCGUGCAAGAGCGCGAGACCUACGAACUGAAAGCAGCAGAAGCUUUUCAAAGACUGGAACAGCAAGUCAAGUCCAUGGACGAGAAUCGCAAAUUGCUCACUCAACAAUACCAGAAUGAGCGUCAGCAGAUGGUUCGGGAAAUGGAUGCGAAUCAGAUUCCGCAAGGCGAAAAUCCGCGCAUUCAACAAGUUCAGUUGCUGGAGCAACAAGUGGAUGAUGCGAAUGAACAAUGCUCGAUGAUGGAUUCGCAAAUGCAUAUGCUGCGUUCGACACAUCGCGAGCUCCUUCGUAGAUUCAAGAGAGAACUUGCUAAGGCGGAACUCAUGGAGCAACAGGCUAAUGUUAAUGCUUUUGCGGCGCUCUCUAUACAACCUGUACAACCUAUACAACCUGAGGACACCGUGAUGCAAGAAUAA